Bombyx mandarina (wild silkworm) is the source of this 3460-nucleotide messenger RNA. Its product is annotated as venom dipeptidyl peptidase 4. Gene Ontology annotation, biological process: proteolysis. The record is from RefSeq and is a predicted model, not a curated record. Gene Ontology annotation, cellular component: plasma membrane. Gene Ontology annotation, molecular function: serine-type peptidase activity; dipeptidyl-peptidase activity. Lineage: Eukaryota; Metazoa; Arthropoda; Insecta; Lepidoptera; Bombycidae.
UCAAGAAAUGCGGCCGUCUGACACUGCGUCCGUCCGCGUUACUCGCAACAACACGGUUGUUAGCAGUUAACGAAAAGAAAGAAAAAAAAACCGCGUAAUGUAAACACGUAACGUAUUUUGUUUACAAUAAUCAUGGGCCAGUGUUUAACACGCCCGUUUUUUGGGCGAUAAUAACUUUUUUAAAGCGAGGCGAUUUUUUUGAAACUAAUUCGAAUGCUUAAAAAAAAUUUUUUUUUUUUUAAAUUCAUUCUGUGAUUGUAAUUUGUGGCAAUUGUGGUGUCUAUAGUGUAUGACCUCGAACUGUUUGUGAUCGUACAAGUGUUUAAUUUAAUGAACGGUGCCGGACUGUUUAAAAUUGGAAUCGAUUUUUAUUCAUUAAGGUGAAAUUCUUCCCCCACCAUGGCCACAGAAAACAGCAACUCCACGUUGGAGAUGGGCACCAGUGACCAGGUUCUGGUCGCGAGUAAACGUAAGAAGAAUAUAACAUACGGUAUAGGCUUUGGUGUGAUGGUACUUAUUAUCGCGGUAGUCGUCACUGUGGUCGUGCUGCUAGCUGAUAACGAUGGAGGAGUGGCCGAUCCUAUCAUCACAACUGAAGGACCAACCUCGCCCAUUACCACGACGACCACGACGACUACAACACUAGCACCGCCCACGACAUCUCCACCCGUGCCCACGACCACCGAUGCACCAACAGACCCGCCUCAAGAACCGCUCGAUCUUGAAUCGAUCAUAAACGGACUCUAUUCGGCCAACUCAUUCAACGCUUCUUGGUCGUCUGGCAACGAAAUUCUGUUUAGAAACUUUAACGGUGAUUUGGUUCAAUACAACGUGGAUUCUAGAGAUACAAUAAUUCUAAUUGCCAACACAUCACAGACUUUGCAGCAGUCUUCGCGAGUGACGCAGCUCUCUUCUGAUGGGUCACAAAUCAUCCUGGCCUACAGCGUUGCGCCGCUGUUCAGAUACAGUUUCUUGGCUCGCUACGCUGCUUAUGACGUCGCGACCGGCUCUGAACGAGACAUCGUCCCUCCUGGAGUACAAUCCAGCGAGGUCUUCCUCCAGAACUUCGUAUGGGGUCCUAGAGGCACAUCUCUCGCUUUCGUCUAUUUGAACAACAUUUUCUAUCAGUCGAGCUUGACGGCCGUCCCUCAACAGAUUACGACUACAGGCGAGAUUAAUGUCAUCUAUCACGGUGUUCCCGAUUGGGUCUAUGAAGAGGAAGUCUUCAGCUCAAACAACGCGAUGUGGUUCUCGGCGGAUGGUCAGAAGUUAGCCUACGUGACUUUUGACGAUACAAACGUUCGGGUGAUGCCGGUCCCGCAUUACGGCGUCCCAGGCAACAUCAACUACCAAUACACCCAGCACCAUCAAAUAAGAUAUCCUAAGCCCGGCACAACCAAUCCAACUGUUACGGUUACUCUGCGGGAUCUCAAUUCUGGCUCGUCGAAUGCGUACGCUGCCCCCAGCGAUCUUAACGAGCCGAUCUUGAGGACAGUCCAGUUCACAGCUAACAAUGUGAUCGCCUUGAUGUGGACUAACCGAGUGCAGACAACCCUAAGAGUUGUGCUAUGCACUCUCGGACAAACGGCUUGUACACAGAUAUACCAAUACACAGAAACUAACGGAUGGAUCGACAAUAUUCCACUGCUCUUUAAUAACGCGGGCGAUUCUUUCGUGACAAUUUUGCCUUUUGCUGUAGAUGGAGUUCGGUACAAGCAGAUUGUGCAAGUUUCACGCGGCACAGGCACAACUUGGCAGAGUACGGGAAGGACCAACACAGCUCACACCGUUUCGGAAAUCCUGCACUGGUCUUCGAAUGAUAUCAUCUGGUACCGAGCCACACGGGUUAACGACCCCGCAGAACAACAUAUAUACACCGUGAACAGCGCCCGUGAGGUUGCGUGCUUCACUUGCGAGAUCCGAAGGCUGGACGGCGGACAGUGCUUGUAUAACGAAGCUACCAUCAGUUCGAGUGGCGAGCGGAUCACGAUCAACUGUGCCGGACCUGACGUUCCGCAAGUUCUCAUCUUCGACAGUAGUGGUAACCUUAUCAAAGAAUGGGACACAAACUCGGAGCUCUUAUCGUUGGUGGCCAACAAAAUUCUUCCGACCACAGUGCGGAUGUCCGUACCAGUUGCCGCAGGUUACCCCAACGCUGACGUCCAGAUACAAGUUCCAGCAGAUUACCAGCAUCGGACCAAUUUGCCUCUUCUUGUUUAUGUGUACGGCGGUCCCGACACAUCACUGGUAACGAAGCAGUGGUCGAUUGACUGGGGCAGUUACCUUGUCAGUCGCUGGAACGUCGCCGUGGCUCAUAUCGACGGUCGUGGAGCUGGAAACCGAGGCGUUAACAAUUUGUUUGCUCUGAACAGAAAACUUGGUACCGUGGAGAUAGAAGAUCAGAUUUCUGUUACAAAGUAUUUACAAGAAAAACUUUCGUAUGUCGAUGCUAAUCGCACCUGUAUCUGGGGCUGGUCGUACGGCGGCUACGCGGCCUCCCUGGCUCUCGCCCGUGGUGGAGAUGUAUUCCGAUGUGCUGCUGCAGUCGCUCCUGUUGUCGACUGGAAAUUCUAUGAUACAAUAUACACGGAACGUUACAUGGAUCUGCCACAGAACAACGUAGAGGGCUACGCCGUUUCAUCGCUGUUGGUCAAUGAUGUGGUGGAUUCAUACAAAAGUAAAAGCUAUUUCCUCGUUCACGGCACAGCGGACGACAAUGUGCAUUACCAACACGCUAUGCUGAUCUCGCGGCUUUUGCAGAGGCGGGACAUCUACUUCACACAAAUGAGCUACACCGAUGAAGACCACGAUCUAAUUGGCGUGAGGCCGCAUCUUUAUCACGGCCUAGAGAAGUUCCUUCGAGAAAACAUGUUCUAAGAAAAAUAAAGCACCUUCUACGUUCCAUUUUAAAAAAUCGAUUUUAAAUUACAGUUGUCAAAAGUCUAGUCCGUAUGAAGAAAAGAAAACAAUAGUAAAAUAUAGUUUAAUAAUAGAAUUUUAACAAAAAAAUGUAAAUAUAAUACUAAUUUUUAGUGACUAACCUUGAAAUAUAAAUAAUUUAAAAGUUAUACUUCUUAUUGCCAAAAUUAAAAGUUGUCUAGCUGUGUUGAAUCAAAACUUCAAACGUGGAAUACACUGAACAAUUUAAUUGUCUGGCUUCUGGUAUCUUCAAUGUCCAUGGGCAGCGGUGAUCAUAUACCGUAAAGGGAACGUGCCGAGUGCUAAUAAUUCUGUCAAUGACAGCUAUAAAAAUAUCGUAAUUUAUUAAGGGCAGCACAGAAGAAGACAGCUCUCCUACUCUUGAGUGUAUUCAUGUUAAAAUUUUAAAUAUUAAAAAUAAUAUUUACUCUAAUGUCCACAUAUUUUAUUUAUUUUAAAUAUUUUAGAUUAUGCUUCCACAGCAAUAAGCGAUUAGUUUAAGAACACACCCGAUUCCUACCUUAAUAAUGCUUAAUAGUAU